Molecule: messenger RNA, 2298 nt
Organism: Candida dubliniensis CD36
Lineage: Eukaryota; Fungi; Ascomycota; Pichiomycetes; Serinales; Debaryomycetaceae
Gene: PXA1
Product: ATP-binding cassette long-chain fatty acid transporter
Exons: 1
Coding region: 1-2298 (765 amino acids)
Biological process (GO): fatty acid beta-oxidation; very long-chain fatty acid catabolic process; long-chain fatty acid import into peroxisome
Cellular component (GO): peroxisomal membrane
Molecular function (GO): long-chain fatty acid transmembrane transporter activity; ABC-type transporter activity; ATP binding
Source: RefSeq, a predicted model, not a curated record
AUGAUCAACAUAUCACGAUUAGCUGGAUAUAAUAAACAGGAUGUUAAAAACAUCUUGUUAUUACUACAUGAGUUUAUCACUACCUAUCGAGAUAAUAAAGUUAAAUUAAAUUAUCAAAGUCGACCAGUUAUAUUAUUCUUUAGUACAUUGAUUGCCACUGCGGGAUUUGGGUUAUAUUUCACUCUUCGAAACAUCAUUACCAAAUAUAAUGAAUAUGCUUUGAAUAAGAAAUUAAGACGUCCUAGCCUUAUUAGACAAUCAUCUAAUAUUUUGAAGAAUGGAGCAAGAGAGAUAUAUAUACCAAAGGGGAAAGAUAAAGUCACAAGAAUAAUUAUUCCUAAACCUAACAAUGAUCAAUAUGCUGCUGAUAAAUAUCUAUAUAAAGAUUUUGUUAGAAACCAACGAAUUUUACAACAACAACAAAAGGGGGCCAUAUUCAAUUCAAGAUUUCUUAAUCAAUUAACAAUAAUUUGGAAGAUUUUGAUCCCUAAAUUUUAUUGUCAAAAUACUUCGUUGUUACUUUCACAAUGUUUCUUUUUGAUUUUUAGAACCUGGUUAUCAUUAUUAGUUGCUAAAUUAGAUGGUCAAAUUGUUAAAAAUUUGAUUGCCGCAAAUGGUAGGAAAUUUUCUCGUGAUUUGAUUUAUUGGUUAUUGAUUGCCUUUCCUGCUUCUUAUACUAAUGCAGCUAUAAAAUAUUUGGAUCUUAGAUUGGCCUUGGGGUUCAGAACCAAUCUUACACGAUACAUUCAUGAUAUGUAUUUGGAUAAAAGCAUGGCCUAUUAUAAAAUUGGGUUAAACAAUUCCGAUAUUUUAAACAUUGAUCAAUAUAUUACUGAUGAUGUUACUAAUUUCUGUCAAUCCUUGUGUUCAUUAUUCUCAUCAAUGGGUAAGCCAUUUAUUGAUUUAAUUUUUUUCAGUGUUUAUUUGAGAGAUAAUUUAGGUACUGGGGCAAUUAUAGGUAUAUUUGCCAAUUAUAUGGUGACGGCAUUAAUGUUGAAACGUGCAACACCAUCAUUUGGUAAAUUGUCAUCCCAAAGGGCUCAUUUGGAAGGUAUUUAUUAUAACCAACAUUUAAAUGUCAUGACCAAUAGUGAAGAAAUUGGAUUCUAUAAGGGGUCAUUAAUUGAGAAGUUUAAAUUGAAUGAAAAUUUCCAAAAAUUGAUUAAACAUAUCAGCAAAGAAAUUAAUAUAUCAUUUGGGUAUGCAGCAUUAGAAGAUUAUGUGUUGAAAUACACUUGGUCUGCUUGGGGGUAUAUUUUUGCUGGAUUGCCAGUGUUUUUAGAUGAAUUAUGGCCUAAAGAAGCAGUAGCAUUGACAGGGGAUGAUGAUGACGACGAUAUUGCUGCUGCCAUAGCCAAAAAGAAAACAUCAAAGCAACAAGAUGACAAAGAUACACCGGUGGAUGCAGCUACUGAAGGUAAGAAUAUGAGACAAUUUAUUACCAACAAGAGAUUAUUGUUGUCAUUAGCAGAUGCCGGAUCAAGAUUAAUGUAUUCUAUUAAAGAUGUUAAUACAUUGACUGGGUACACUGAUAGAGUUUUCAAUUUGUUGACACAAUUGCACCGAGUCCAUGCUCCUAAAUUUGAUUAUGGUGAUAAGAAUGGUUACGGUGAUAUUCAAGGUACAAUUCAAGAUAAUUAUCCUGAUGGAUUAAGAUUUGAAAACAUUCGAGUUAUUAUUCCAACUGCAGAAGGGUCAGAAUAUCCACCAUUAGUUGACAAUUUGAAUUUCCAAUUGAAACAUAAGAGUAUGUUAAUUUUGGGUUCAAAUGGAUGUGGUAAAACUGCCAUUGCCCGUAUUAUUGCUGGAUUGUGGCCAUUAUAUAGUGGAUUAUUAUCAAAACCUAAUGAUGAUGAUAUCUUUUAUUUGCCACAAAAGGCAUAUUUCACAACUGGGAAUUUACGAGACCAAAUAAUUUAUCCUCAUACAUACACUGAAAUGUUAGAAAUGGGAUAUAAUGAUGAUUAUUUGUAUCAUAUUUUACGUGAAGUUAAAUUGGAAUAUUUAUUGAAAAGAGAAAAAAGCCUUAAUACAGUUAAAACUUGGUCACUGGUUUUAAGUGGUGGUGAAAGACAAAGAUUAAGUAUUGCUAGAGCUUUAUUUAAACAUCCAAAAUUGAUUGUAUUAGAUGAUUGUACUAAUGCUGUCAGUACUGAUGUUGAAGAAUACCUUUAUGAAUUGUUGAUCAAGAAGAAACUUACAUUUAUUUCAUUAUCAAAUAGACCAUCUUUGGAAAAAUACCAUGACCAUGUUUUAGAGAUAGAAGAAGGAAAUUGGCAAUUGAAAACUGUCUCAUGA